GUCGGGGGCAAGGCUCUGCAGCUGAUGAAUUAGCGGAGUGUGGAGACACGCAGCGCUGCCCCGGCGCGGUCCGACCGAGCGGGAAGCGGUCGGGCAGCCCCCCCUUGGGACGAGCCGCGGAGGCGCCGCGGGGCGGGGCCCGGGCGCCCGGGCCCACAACACAGAGCGACCAUGCUCCGCUGGGCUCUCGCCGCCGCCGCCCUGAGCGUUUGUGUGAACGGGCAGUGCGCCGAGAACUGCCGGACCUGCAAGUCUGUGAGUUCAACGGACUGCGAGACGUGUAGCGACGGCUACGUCUUGAUCGACGAGGACCUGGACGGCGUCGGCGCGUGCGCGCCGCUGAGCGUGGACUGGGACUUCAACGCCGGGGCGUGUAGCUCGUCAUUGAGCGAUCAUGUGGGCUUGGCCUCGGAUCUAGAAGGGUGCUGGGCGCUCUGCAGCGAGCGGUACGGCGCGAACCUCAAGGCCAUCGACUUGGAUUCCAACAACUGGUGCACGUGCCAGGACGCCUGCGAGUGCAUGGAUCCCGGGAAUGGGGGGGGCUACUACGUGAUGACUUCGUUGGAUUUCGCGAACGGCCUGCCUGCGGCGUGCGAGACCGACGAGGCGCCCUUCGUGUGCGAGGCGACGUGCCCCGACGGCAGCGCCGCGACGUGCUGCGAUGACGACGGCAGCUGCGAGGACGGUGACGACGACUGGUGCUGCGGCGACGACUACCUGUGUUCGAACGACAGCAAGGAGUGGGCGGUCUCGAUGGGCGGCGAGCUCUGCUGCGUCUUGGACACGAUCAAGUGGGGCGCCACGGGCACCUGGUGCAGGUCCGAUCUGGAUCAUCUCGUGGGGCUGGCGGCGACCUUGGAAGACUGCUGGACCUUCUGCGUCGAGGCCUAUCCGGACGUUCUGGCAGCCGUCGACUUGAACGACCGGGGCGAGUGCUUUUGUCAAGACGCGUGCACGUGCCUCGACACCCGGGAUGGGAUAGAGGCGCAGCUCAUGACGACGGCAAAUAUCGCAUACUUGCCGGAGGCGUGCCCCGGCUGGGAUCCAUGCGUCGGCUGCGUCGACGUCGACGACGGCGACGAUAAAGGGGCAAGGCGGGAGGUCGAGCUCCUGGUCUUCGCGAUGGCCGCGACGGUCGUCGUCUGCUGCUGCUUCGCGGCGGCGGUGCUCGCCGUGGCGGCGCGCGUCAUCUAUCGGCGGAAGCCGCUGGCCGAGCCGCCGCGCGCGACGGCCGUCGAGUGGCCGAACGUCCCGCACGAGGCCGUCGUCGUGCUCUGAGCCUCGCGACAAAAAAAGCAUCUUUCGCAAGUCCUCCAUGACCCCCUUCCGUCGCUCCUUUGUGUGAUAAUCUCCUUUUUGCUCUUGAA
Messenger RNA from Pelagomonas calceolata, 1367 nucleotides. Lineage: Eukaryota; Pelagophyceae; Pelagomonadales; Pelagomonadaceae. The record is from the annotation of a GenBank genome assembly.